AUUUUAUUGAAAGAAUGAAGUUUCUGGUUAGUUAUAAUGGAUAAUUUUUAGAGGGAAAUGUUCAUUUGUGAGUAUUUGCACGUUAUUUUUGUUUGUGUUUUGUGUUAUUUAUAAAGUUUUGAAUGUGUUUACAAUGCCUGCUGUAGCAUUAGAUAGAGAAACGUUUUUAAAGCGUUUAAAACAUUUAUACAGUUUAUGGAAGGUAAUAAUUAUUUAUUAUUCAUAAUAUUAAAAAUUAAAAUUGUUACACAACCUAUAAUUUGUUGUUUAUACUACAUUUCAGAAUAGUAAAGAUGAAAAUGUGCGAUCCUUAACUAAUGUAGAUGCUUUUACAUGUGCUGUGGGAGUAGAUGACUAUACUAUGUAUAGUAAAUCUUCAUCUCUACAGGUAAUUUAAUUGAAUCAUGUUGUACACCUAAUUGAACAAAAAUUUGAAUAUUUUAUUGUAUUAAUAAAAAUAAAUGAAAAUUAAUACCAUUUUAAUAGUAAUUAUUAAUUUUAAUUAUAAAUUAAUUUAUGAGUGUUUUUUUUUUUCAUGGUUGAACUACCCAGUGGUGAGGGAUCUGUUUACACAAUACUUGAUUAAUAAUUUGUAUAUAAAUUAAAAACAAUAUUAUUUUACAAAAUAGCUCUCAAUUCACCCAACAUUUUUUUUAUGUAUUCAAACAUUCAAUUGUAAACUAUUCACUAAAGAUCAUUGUUAGGUUAAAGAAUAAUGUUAAAAACAAUUUUUUGAUACCUAGAGGUGAAUAAUUUAUCUCUCCACUUUUGUGAUUUUAUUAUUAGCAAUAUAGAUUAACAUUAAAUUAUAUUCACUCUGAACUACAUAUCAGUAAAGUAGACACAUCAAUUGCUGGCCAACUCUGUUUUUAGCUAUGUCAUUUAUUUCAUAUAAAUGCUUUUCGUGGAGCGUUAUUAAAAAUUAAUUGUGUCCCAAAUAAUGUAAUAGUUAGUUUCAAUACUAUAUAUCCAAUACAACCUUAGGCUCAUAGGGUGUAGUAUAUUUAUAUCUAUUUAUGUAAUUUGUUAUAACAUGUAUUUACCUAUUACGUAUAAAUGUGUGUAUUUAUUACUUUAUAAACAUUGAUUAAAACCUUAAAUUAUUUAAAAUUAUAAUUUUUCUUUUAGAUUUGGUUAUUUGGGUAUGAAUUGACAGAUACAGUAUCUGUUUUUACACAAGAAUCAGUUCAUAUAAUAGCAAGUAAAAAAAAAGUAGAGUUUUUAAAGCCAGCUGAAAAUGUAAAAGAUUCGGAUUGUCCUUCGGUCAAACUAAUAAUAAGAGAAAAAGUAAGAAUUACAUUUAAGUGAAUUAUAAUUUGAUUAUUUAACUUAAAAUAUUUAUGAUUCAAAAAUUAAUCAAUUUAUUUCAAAUAUAUCAUAAUGAAAUUUUUUUAUUUGUAAGUUUCAUUAUUAAAUAUCUUUUUAAUUGUGUGUACAUUUUUUUUUUCAGGGUGGCAAUGAUAAAGAUAGUUUUGAAAAAUUAAUUAAAGCUUUAAAAAGUAGUAAGAAUGGUAAAACAGUUGGUGUUUUUGGAAAAGAAAAAUACCCAGGAGUAUUUAUGGAUGCAUGGAGAUCAGAAUUUGAUAAACAGAAUUUUGAAACUGUAUGCUAAUAAUAUUUAUAAUAUUAUUAAAUAUUUAUUGUAAUUAGAUUAUAUAUAUUUUUUAAAGGUUGAUAUAAGCCCUGUAAUGGGUUUUAUUUUAAGUAUAAAAGCUGAAAAUGAAAUAACAUUAAUAAAGAAAGCUAGUUUAAGUUCAGUUGAAAUGUUUACAAAGUAUCUAAAAGAACAAAUUAUGGAAAUAAUUGAUUCAGACAAAGUAAGUGUUAUUCAGUUUAUAAUUAUGUAAAAUAUUUUGAAUGUAUUUUAUGUGUUUAUUUAGAAAGUAAAACAUACUAAACUAGUGGAAGGUUUAGAAGGAGCUUUGUCAGACAAAAAAUAUUUGCCAGGAAAUGUUGAUCCAUCUCAGUUAGAAUUUUGUUAUCCUCCUAUUAUUCAAAGUGGAGGAAAUUAUAGUUUAAAAUUUUCUGCUACUAGGUAUUUAUUUGUUCUAAUAGUUCAGAAAAUGUAUUUACUUCACAUAUUAUUACUGUUUUAGUGAUAAAAAUAUACUACAUUUUGGAGUCAUUAUAUGCAGCUUAGGAAUACGAUACAAAUCAUAUUGUUCAAAUAUUAUUAGAACAAUACUUGUCAAUCCUACAGAAGAAAUCCAGGUAUAUAAAUAUAAGCAUAUAGAACUAUUAAACUAUUAUUAUUUUAUUUUCUUUCUUAGACAAAUUAUGAGUUUUUAAUAAGUUUACAAGAUAUCUUAGUGUCAAAAUUAAAAUCGGGUAAUAAAUUAUCUGAUAUUUACAACUCUGGAUUAGAAUAUGCUAAGAAAGAAAAACCAAGUCUUGUAGCAUUUUUAACAAAAAAUUUUGGGUAAGUUAAUUGUUCUAAAUUCCUUAGUUUGAUUUACUUAAUUUUAUGUUAUAAUAUAUAAUAACUGUAGAUUUGUAAUGGGUAUUGAGUUCCGUGAAAGUUCACUUAUGAUUGCCCCAAAAACCACUGCUUCUGUUAAAAAAGGACAAGUUUAUAAUUUAUGUGUUGGUUUGUCUGGUUUAACAAACAAGGAAGGAUCCAAUAAAGAAACCAAACUUUAUGCCUUAUAUGUUGGAGAUACAGUUUUAGUAAAUGAAGUUAGUAAUUCAUUUUUUACAAAUAUUUUGGAAUGUUUUUAAAUUUAAUAAUUAUAUAAUAAAUUUUAAAUAUCCUACAGUAUUUGAGAUAUAGUAUGCUAUAUCAUGAUUUAUUUGUGUUGUUGAGUAUAGAUUGUAUUGGGUAGUACUCUGUUUUGGAUCUGUAGUUAAAUCUGGAUAAUAUUUUAAGAUAAGUGUGAUUAUAAGUCAAAUUGCUAUCAAGUACCUUUUUAAGGAUAAAGAAAACAAUUUAAAUACGUUCAUUAGCCUACAAACUACACACAAUUCUAUAUAAUCUAUACUCAAUAUAUUAUGGAUUGUUUUAAGACAAUUUGUUAAAUUUAUAAUUUGAUAUCUGGGAUAUUUUUUAAGGAUACUCCAGCCACUCUGUUAACCCCUUCAAAAAAAAAGUUAAAAAACAUUGCUAUAUACUUAAAUGAUGAUGAAGAAGAUGGAGAAGAAGAUGAUGAGAAAGAAAAUGAACCAAAGCAAGAACCAAUUGUUGGUAGAGGAAAAAGAACAGCAGUACUUGAGUCAAAACUUAGAGUAAUUAACUUAUAUAUUAAAAUUGUAUUGAAUUUAUUUUAUUUAUAAAUAAAAAUGUUAGAUGGAUUCUUCAAGUGAAGAAAAGCGUAAAUUGCAUCAAAAAGAAUUGGCUGUGGCUUUAAAUGAAGCUGCUAAACAACGCUUAGCUGAGCAAUCUAGUGGCAAACAAGCUCAAAAAGUUAGGAAGUCUAAUGUUUCCUAUAAAAACCGUAAUCAAAUGCCACAGGAAAGAGAAGUUAAAGACCUUAAAAUUUAUGUUGGUAAGUUAAUUUAUAAUUAUUUAAAAUUAAGAUACAAAUUAUAUUAAGAAAAACAUUUUUCUUCAAAUUCAUUUUGAUUUUAGACAAAAAAUAUGAAACAGUUAUACUUCCAGUAUUUGGUAUUCCAGUCCCCUUCCAUAUUUUUACUAUUAAAAAUAUUUCUCAGAGUGUUGAAGGAGAUUAUACAUACUUAAGAAUUAACUUUUUCCAUCCCGGAGCUGCUUUAGCAAGGGGUGAGAGUUAUUUUCAAAAUCCUGAAGCAAUGUUUGUUAAAGAAUUGUAAGUGACAUUAAAUUAUUAAUUUUAAAACUGCUCAUUGAAUAUUUAUAUUUAUUUAGAACAUAUCGAAGUUCCAAUACAAGAGAGCCUGGGGAGCAAAUUACAGCGUCUACAAAUUUAGUGAAUGCAUACCGUUUAAUUAAAGAAGUACAAAAAAAAUUUAAGACUCGAGAAGCUGAAGAAAAAGAAAAAGAAGAUCUUGUUAAACAAGAUACAUUAGUAUUAUCUGUUAACAAGGGUAACCCAAAACUAAAGGACUUAUAUAUUAGACCAAACAUUGUAAAUAAAAGAAUGACAGGUAAAAUGUUCGAUAAAUUAAAUAAUUAAAUUGUAAAUUUCAAGUAACACAAUACAUUUUAUGAAGGUACUUUGGAGGCCCAUUCUAAUGGAUUUAGAUAUACUUCAGUUAGAGGAGAUAAAGUUGAUAUUUUGUACAAUAAUAUUAAAAAUGCAUUUUUUCAACCCUGUGAUGGUGAAAUGAUUAUAUUGUUACAUUUUCACUUAAAGGUAAACAUUAAAUAUCUUAUCAAUUGUACUAUUUUAAAUUUAUUUAUAUUAGAUUCUAAAUAUAAUGAAGAAGAUACUCUGUGAUAAAACUAAUUCAACAGAAGUGCUCAAAAAUUUAAUGGGAGAUUCACUAAAAGUCUUACUUUAUGGUAUAAAUAAUAUAUAUUGCCCAUUUAAGAACGAUAAUGAAAUCAGAAUUGAGUUGACUGAUUUUGAAUUGAGUUUAAAAACUAUAGCUUUUUUAAGUUCUGAUAUUAUGUGAUGUUAUAUUAAAUAACUCUAUAUUGUCUUUUUUAAAGUAUGUUUUUUGUAGUAUGAUGAUUAUAAAAAACCUAUUGUCAUUCUAGGGAACGUCACUUCAAACCUGGGUUUCGACAAAAAUUAUUUGCAUUUUUUUUCCCUUUUACCCAAACAGGAAAAAAACAAAUGCAUGUUUUAGUAUACCUAGAUAUCCAGUUUUCACUCGCUCAGACUAUUUUAAUCAUAAAAUACCCCAUGGUUUGUUGUGCAAACUUUUCUACUAGAAAUCUUACUCCAAUAUUUAAAUGUAGCACUUUUUUUUGAAGAAAAUCGGACUAGGGAGGUUAGUUUUCCUAGCAAGUUAGACAAACCAAGAAAAAAACAUGGGAUAACCAGGAAAAACUUAGAAAAAAAUAACGGACAUCGGUACAAUAUCUUAAUAUCGGUAAAUUAUCUUUUUUUAUUUGACAAAAUACCGUUUGUGGUAGUGUUUUAAAAAAAAUUCAUACCUUAAUCUAUAUUAUUAUCUAAUCUAACAUUUAAUGACAUAACUUAAAAAUUGUUUUCAACAAGAGUUAGUGAACAAGUGCUAGUUAUCGUAUCAUUUAAAAGUGGAUGAAUCCAAUAUCUAUGGUUUUUAUUUUUAAAUAUUUAAGUGCUACACUUAAAAAUCUGAAUAAAAUUGAGGGUAGAAAAGUUGUCCACAGAAAACAAAAUAAUUAAAAAUUAAACAUCAUCAUAAAACUAAUAUGUUUAAAAAAAUGUUUCAUUUAUAAUAUACGAGUAUACAAUAACAGUUUUUUUAUUAAAAUAGGUAUUGUAAAUUUUGCUCAAUUUUACUACUGAGGUAAAUAUCUUGUUUCCAUGAAAUUGAAGUUACUAAUUCAAUAAAAAAAUAUAAAUGAACCGUUUUAUAAUAAAUAACAUAUACAAUAUACUUAACCAAAUAUUUAUUAAUCAUGAUCUAUUUUAUAUCUAUGCAAGUUAACUUAAUAAUAUUACUAUUCUUUUUUUUUCUUUUGUCUAUAUUUAAACUAUUUUGGAAAGCCCCCCUUGUCUUAAACUUCCAUUUCACUCUACCUUCUAUGUCAACCUCACAUGUAUUGACUGUCCUCAUAUUAUUCUCAUUUGCUUAGAACCAUCACCUUUUUCUCUUUUCUUUCUAUGGUUACUUCACAUUACCAUUCAUACUGCUUCUGAUUUCUUUCUCUUCAUGACAUGCCCAAACCACCUCAGUCAAUUUCCCCUUAUUCUGUCUACUGUUGAGGCUACACUAAUGCUUUCAUAUGUUCUCAUUUCUUAAUCUAUCCUCUGAUUACACCAUUCCUCUACUUAAGCAUUCUUAUCUCCGCUACACUCCUCCAUAUUUUAUUAUUACCGUCUGUUGUCCAACAUUCCAAAACCAUUCUCAUUACACUCUUGUAAAACUUACCAUUAAGUCUCAUUGGAAUUCCUGUGCCACAUAAGACACCAGAUGCUUCUCUCCACUUAACCCUAUGUUUUGCAUUCUCCUCAGUCAUCGUUCUUUUAUAUAAAAGACCUUAGGUACUUAAAACUCUUAAUCUCUAGUUACAUCACAGCUUAUUGUCAUUACUUGUCUCGUUCCAUCAAUGUAUUUUCCUUUUUCCCAAACUCUCCCUAUAUUUUAAUAUUAUGCUCUAUUUUACUUCCUUUUACUCUUAGUCCUUUUCCUUCAAGUGCUACUCUCCAUUUCUCAAGUUUAUUGUUGAUGAUCUUACAGAUUUUCUCCUUCCAAAACUUAAUGAUAUGCAUACAUCAUGCCUAACACAAAUACAAUCUACAAUUUAUAGUACCUAAUAUAUAAUUUCGCUGAGGGGAUUGACCAACCAUAUGCUGAUCAAUCGUUUAUAUUUAGCAUAGGUUUUUUAAUUAUUAUUUAUCUUUUUAAUUGAAUCAAAAUAAAACAAAAUUUCAUGGUACCAUUCAAUUAAUUAGAAUUUAUUAUUUCCGCCAGGAAGAUUUAUAGAAUGGCAUAUCCUAAUUUUGCAAAAUAUCUACUUUUAUAUUUAAUAAUUUGUAUUAUAACUUGAACUGAUGAAUGUAUUGGUUUUACAAUGUUAAUAUUUUUAUAGGUACUGUAUUCAAAAUGUUAACAAUGAUUAAUUGUUGAGACUUAUAUAAAUAAAAUUCCCCUUUAUAUUUUACCUUUCCGCCUUUUGAUUUACAACCUGCUUACCCAUUUUGUGAAAUAUACCAGUCCUUUAAAUCCUUUAUUGUUAGGAUGAUUAGAUUGUUUUUUGUUGUUUCAUCUAGGUUAUCGGUUUAAAAUCAACUAAAUGUAACUUAUAGAUAUAGAUGUUCUAGGUUUUCUUUUGUCAUUUUUUCUACAAUGCUUUUUUAUGCUAUUAGAAGUUUAUCACUUGCAACGAUUUCUAAGCUACCUCAAACUGUAAUACUUGAUUGAUCAUGACAAAAUAAACCACAUGUAUGUAUCAUUGAUUUAUCAAGUACUUUUGUAUCAUUUAUGUAAAAAUAAUUAAAUUUUUUCACUAUAUUAAUUAGACUUGUUAUGUCAAUAUCUCAUUUGAGUUGUUAGUCUAUUAUAAUAUAAGAUAUUUUAUAUUCUCAGAAAUUCCUUUUUGUUUGUGUGGCUGGAUUCUUUUGUUCUGUAAAAAAGCUUACAUUUUGUUUUAUUGAAAUUUUAUUUUUAAUUAUUUUUUAGUAACAAUUAAUAUUUGUUUAGAUAUUUUUAUUGAUAUCCUUUUUUUCCAAUAUUAUUUUUCUAAUAUUAAUGUUAUUUUUGAGUACAAUUAAUGGUUUACAUAUUUAGAUGACAGCCCUGUUUCAUUGGUUUUUUCUAGUUUAUCAUUAAGUGUGUCAGAUUUCUUACCUUUUGUUUUCUGUUUUUAGGUAAGAUUCUAGUAUAUUAAAAUACUUAUUAACUUACCUAUGGAUUUAAAUAUAUUAAACACAAUGGAAAAUAUUAUCAAAUGUCUUUAUGUUCCAUAAAUAUUCCUAGUAUUUUUUUUGAUUAUCUGUUUUAGUAAUUCUUCUUUAAUUGUAUUGUGUAUAAAUAACAACUGGUUCCGAUUAUAUUCUAGUGGAUAUGCAUUGCUAUUUGAUUUAAGAUUUACUCUAAUUUUUUGUUUAAAUAAAGUAUAAAUUAAAAUUGGGUUUGUGUUUGGCUCAUGUAUUUUAUUAUUUAUGAUUAUAUUAAUAUUAUAACUAUGAGAUUUGAACUAUAUUUGGGUUAUUUUUUUUCUAAUUGAUAACCAUAUAUUUUUUUGAUUAUUACAAUUUUUAUUAUAAGUAUAUCUCAAUCUUGUGAUAACUUGUAUUUAACUGACUUAAUUUAUUUUAUUUCCGUCCAAUCAAUUUUAUUUUGUGACCAUGUCAGCGUAUUUAUAAAAAUAUUGUUUUGUAGUAUCUGUGUUUAAUUGCAAGUUGCAAAAAGGCUUUAGUCUUUUUUAUAUAGUAUCUAUCUCUUAUAAUAUUUAUCAAAAUUUAGUAAACCCUCAAGUACUUUUUCAUUUUUUUUCUUCUGGGUUACCUUGUUUACAAAGGAAAUAACAAUAUUACUACUCAUUCAGAAUUGUUUAUUGUUUAAAAUUAUUUAUUGUUUCCUACAUUAUAUAAACUUUUUAUCUGUUCACCUAUAAUAGAGGCCUAUCAGUGAACAGUUAUCAAAUAUUUGUAUAAAUAUUUUUUUUAUUAUUAUUGAAUAAUAACAACAUUAAGAAAAUUGUUUGUUAUUUUUAUUUAUUUUUGGCAGCAUGCUAUUAUGUUUGGUAAGAAAAAACACUUAGAUGUACAAUUCUAUACCGAAGUUGGAGAAAUAACCACAGAUCUUGGUAAACACCAACAUAUGCAUGAUAGAGAUGAUUUAGCUGCUGAACAAUCCGAGCGCGAGUUACGUGUCAAACUAAAAACUGCAUUCAAAAGUUUCUGUGAAAAAGUAAUAAAAAUGAAAAUCUGUAUUUAUAAUAAUAUAUUUAAUAUAAUACAUUUUUUUUAAAGGUAGAAACAGUAACAAAACAAGAAAUAGAAUUUGAUACUCCAUUUAGAGAUUUAGGUUUUCCCGGAGCACCAUUUAGAAGCACAGUUCUUCUGCAGCCUACUAGUGGAUGUCUUGUGAAUUUUACAGAGUGGCCACCAUUUGUCAUUACUUUAGAAGAUGUUGAAUUAGUUCAUUUUGAAAGAGUUCAAUUCCACUUGAAAAACUUUGAUAUGAUUUUUGUUUUUAAAGAUUACCAAAAAAAAGUGGUCAUGGUUAAUGCUAUACCAAUGAACAUGUUGGAUCAUGUUAAAGAAUGGCUUAAGUAAGUAGUUACUAAAAAAUAUAUUUAUUAAAUAAAAUUUUAUAUUUUAGUUAGAAACAUUUAAAUAGAGUUUCGUAUAAUGUAGUUAUAACAAUAAAAUUGCCUUAAAUUUUUUAUUUAUAUAAUACUAUAUAACGUAUACAUUUAAGAAUGUGUUUACAUUUUUUUUUAUUAUUAUUAUUUUAUAGUUCUUGUGAUAUUCGAUAUUCUGAAGGCAUUCAAUCACUGAAUUGGACUAAAAUUAUGAAGACAAUUACUGAUGAUCCCGAAGGAUUUUUCGAAAAUGGUGGUUGGUCAUUCCUUGAUCCUGAAUCUGAUGACGAAGAAGGAGCAGCAGAUGAAGAAGAAGAAGAAGAUGAACCAUAUGAAGUAAAUAUAUUUAAUUUUUAAAAAUAUUGUAAUCAUUCAAUUAUGUGGUAUUAUUGCGUUGUUGUUUUUGUCAUAUUUUUUUAAUUAUUAUUUUUGACUUUUUAUUAAGAUUUUAAAAUUAUCAUAUUCUAAUUAUACAUUUUUAAGAUAAAAGAAACUACGUGAAUAUUUUUAAUAUUAUAACAUAGGCGCAACUAGACCACCAACUUUGGGGCCAAAAAUAUAUACAUUACAGACCCACGAAGGCAAUGCUAAUAACAGAUAAAGAAGACAAUUACAAUAUUCUUUCUUUUUUUUUUUUUAUUUAAUUGGUAAAUAUUUUAAAAAAUAAAUUCAUUAAUGAAAUGAAAAAUUUGUUAAAGAAAAAAUUGAGAGUACCAAAAAAUAAUUUUUAAAAAUAAAAUUAUACUUAAAAAAUAUUUAUUUGGCUGUGUAUUAUUAGGCUGUAUAUGGCUUAAGUUUAGAUCUCAAUUUUGUAACUUGGUGUACAUGGUUUCCAAUCUCUAGGGAUUUUAAUGACAAAAAUGUAUAAUAUUUUCAAAUUUUCUUGUGUCUUCCCAACAUAAUUUAUAACAUAUGUUUGGCCUUACUUCAGGAAAGCCAUACUUAGCACGUGAGUGGGCCACAGUUGUAGGUGAAAAGUUGAGAAGGUAGUAGAGGGAAAAUUGAAUGUAUAUCUGUAAGCAACCAUAAGCCAUUGGUAACAAAAAAAAACGAUUUUGAGCGACGUUCAAGUAAUAGGGUUGGUUGUUUAAUCAACAAUAUUUAUGUUAUAUUAUGGUAAAAUUAUUACAUAAGCAUUUUAUAUUUUUUUUAGUAUAUUUGUUUAGUAUUUUAACUAUUUUCCCUUUUUUUCCAAAUUUUCCUAAUUUUUCCCAAAAUUUCUGAUAAAAUCAAAACAAAACUUCCCUGAAGUAACUUCCCAGCCAAUUUACAUUCAGAAAAAGUGCUAUCAAUGUGAAUCUAAUCAAAAUUUCUAGUAAAAAAGUUAUUCUCAGAGAGAAAAAAAAGCAGACAUUUUUUUCCUAAUACUUUCAUUUUAUAAAUUUUCCCAUUUAUUCACAUUGAGAAAACUCCUGAGAGUAUCAAACUAUUCAAACUAUUAUAACAUUUUUUGGAAUUUGAAUUUUCUAGAACCAAGCAGCUCUACACUUUUAUAUUUUGAUUUUCAAAUAGUAGUUUAUAUUAAGUUAUAUAAAAAUCUUAAUUAAUAUUUCAUCUAUUUAUGGAAUUCUUAAUACAUGUUGCCAUUUGAAAAUCAAAAAAUUACAUAAAUGUAAAAUUGUGGAGUAGCUUGUUUCUUUAAUGGUCUAGAUUGUUGCUAUGGAAAACGAUAAUACUUUAUGUAAUAAUGGAUCACCUGGUAUACCUAUUUAGUUAAUAUUUUAAUGUAGGUAAAAAAAUACUAGAGGUACAAAGAGUUCUACAUUACAUGACACUUAUAAUUUGCAAUUAUAUAUAUCAUUAAGAAUUUUUAGAUUCUGAAGGAGAUUUUUAUCUGAUGAACAUUUCUACCAGCAAUUUUGCUCCAAUUUACAAUAAUGGCCCUUUCUCUAAAAGGAAAUCUAACUGGGAUAGUACUUUAGAAAGGUAAUGUUUCAGGGAAAAAGGGGUUAAUAGAUACAAUAUUAAACAAAUAUUAUUAAAGGAAAUAUAUAAUGCAUGUAUAUUAUUUUACCACACUAAGACAUAUAUUGUUGACAAAGCCACACUUUAAACUGAAAUCCGCCCAAAAUUGCUUUUUUGUUAGCAAUGUUUAAUUAUUGCUUUUCGAUAUACAUUAAAUUACUUAUAUUAGUGAUUGCUCUCAUCCCCAUUAUUCUAGGACAGCUUUUUAUAAAUAUAUCGUAACUUUUUUAACCUUAUUUUAUAUACAUUCAUGCUUGCAUGUAUAUAAUCUGUAUUUUGUUCUGCUUAUUAAUUAUAAAAUACAUAAAUAAAAUAUUUAGCUGCUACUGUUGAAAAAAGCUUAUAAGUUAUUUUUGAGUAUACUAAAGACCCUUUAUCUACUUUAGCUACUGCUUCCGCGUAUGGUACUAUCCACUUAUUUUAUUAAGUACCUUAUGCAUGUAAAUUUAAGAGAAAUUUCUCUUAAAUUUUAUAAUAAUAUAUUUGGCAAAAUGUAUGUAAUUUCCAAAUAGUUUUCAAUCUAUUUCAUAAGUACUGUUUAAAUUUUAUAUUUUUUGGAAAAAUAUUAAUAUCAAUUUUAGAAAUAAAAGUAGAUGCAAAGGUAUUAUUUUUGGUUUAAUUAAAUAUAUUUUAGUUUUCUAAUGUCUGAUUUUGCCCAAUGAAAUAUGUUUUAGUGAUUUUACUUUUUUUCUUGUAUGUGAAACUUAGUGAAAUAUAUUAUUAAACAUCAGUCAUAACUGUAUAUAAUACAGCAUAUCUGUAAUCAAAUGAGAAGUAGUAGGAUUAAUAUAUUUCUUACAUUAAAUAUUUUUUCAAUAAAUAUAUUUUUUUUGUUUUAUGUUUUUGCCAUUAUUUAUAUUGUUAUUUUUAAUAAAUAUAUUCUAGCCUACUGAUGUAGAAUCAUUUGAAGAAACAGAUGAUGAUGGAUCUGAAUAUUCAGAAGCUUCAGAAGAUUCUGAUAGUGAAGGUUUUAAAUUGAAUUUUAGUUUUUUUACUCUAUAAGUAAAAAUGAAAAGUGAUUAAUUGAAUUGUAACUUUUAGAAGAAGAACUUGGUUCUUCUGAUGAAUCUGGAAAGGAUUGGUCAGAUUUGGAAAGAGAAGCUGCAGAAGAAGAUCGGGAUAGGAAUGAAUUUCAGGAUGAAUAUUCAAAAAAGAAAAUUGGUAGUAGUAGUAAUCGUUUUAACAGUUCAUCAUCACAUAAGAAAUCUAGCAGUGAUAAGCACAGGUACACACUAUUUUAUAUUAUUAUUCAUUAAAGAAAAUAUAAGUUAAAAAUUUGAAGACCAAAUUGUGAAUCAACCCUGAAUGUUCUAAAAAUAAUUUUUAGAAAACACUACACACACAUGUGUUAUUUCCACACAACAUAGAGCAUUUUUUUGGCUUUAGUUUUAAUGUAAUAGUGAAUAUACGAGGAUGUAUGGGUCAUAGUCUUAUCUUUUAAUUUAAUUAUAGGUCAAUUCACUAAUAUGAAAACUAACAGCAUAAAGUUUUCAUAGCUGAUAGAAAAUUUAAUAUGUUCUGUGUUUGUAAGACGAAAACUGCACAUGUGGAUGUUCUCUAAUGAAAAUAAUAUUGUAGUUGGUAAUCACUAGUAUUUUUAAUUUUAUUUAAGGAAUAAGCUUAAACAAAGCCAUAUUUUUGUUAAUUUUGUGACAUUCUAUUUGAGUAAUUUUCCCCCCCCCAUUUUUUUUUCAAUCGUAAUGUAAAUUUGAUGAUAAAAUUUAUCUCUCACUUACCAAAAAAUUAUAUUUUCUAAAAAACUGUGAAAAAUCAAUAAAGAUAUGUUAUAGUUCUUGGUUCAUAUAUUUUUCUUUUUUAACUAAGAUUUUUUUUCAAAGUUAAAUCUUUUUAAUAAUUUAAUGAAUGAAUUAUUCAUUAUAGAUAUUCUUUUUUGUCGUAUACAAAGUCAAAUAAUGGUUUCAAAAAUUCACAUCAAACAAUCAAAGCUUUUUUGAAUAGUUAUCUAAGAAAAAGUAACAUUUUUUGGUAGGUCUUUGGCAAAGUUUUUAUAGUUAUAUCAGAAAUGUGUAUUUUUAUUAUACAUAUAUUUCUGAAUUAUGACAUUUUUUAAACAUUUAUGUUUUUGUAUAGUAUGUAUUCAAUUGGCAUAACUUCAAAAUAUUACUUGUUCUUUUGCUAGUCUUUAAUAUUCUUCAAGAGUUUUUUCCGCCAUCAAAAUUUCCCUCCACUUUAUUCGGUCUUCUAUUACCUUUCAUUCUAGCACUCCUAAUUUAUUGAGAUUUGCUUCUAUCUUAGGUAAGGUAUCCAUCUCUUUCUAGGUCUCUAUAGGUUUUCAUUCCAGCACUAUUUUAGGCAUCUUCUGAUUUCUGUGCGUAAUGUACACAAGCUACUGAAUUUAUGGGCCAUUUAUAAAACUGUUGAAAGGCGCUAUAUCCAAUUCCCGAUAUCACUUUCUUCUCUAUGUGCCUGUUUUGUUUUUAUAUAUGGGAUCAUACAUUAAUCUCCAUAUUUUUUUUACAAAUGAUCUUAACAUUCUCUCUGUGUUACUAGUAGUCGUCCUUGCUUGGCAACCAUAAAUAUUAUAUAUAAAUUAGUUUUUGUUUCAUGAAUUUUUUUAGAAUGAAUGAUGGUUUUUCAGCCUUUGUUAUCCUUAUCCAGAUUUCUUUUGACCAAUUAUUUUUGACAUUCAGCAUAACUACUAAAUAUUCAAAUCCAUUUAUUUUUCACAGAUCAUUUCUUCAUCAUCUUUGUUUUUUCCGUGUUGAUUUUUAAUACUACUCUGUUGGAUUUUUGUUCUAGGGCUUUUUCUGUAUUUAUAUGUUUAUGUUAGAAGUAAAAUAAUUUUGAGGUCAGUUUACUAUAAAUGUUUAAAAAUAAAUAUAUAGUUAAAGUCUGUUAAUUGCUGCUCAUCUAGGAGUGUUCAUAGAUAUAAAGAUUUCAGAAAAUAUAUUUAUAUAUGAAUAUAAGUAUAGAGUUAUAUUAUUAUUGUUGAAUAAUGUAUUUAUAACAUUUAUAUAAUGCAGUUAUAUAGGUAUGUCAAUUAAUCAAAAUUAUUUAUCGCUUAGCAAUUUUACUUAAACAAUAAAUUUGGCUGAGAAAUGUUACUAGUUUUACAUAAUAUAGUAAACAAUCGUUAUAAACAUGUAUUUUAUUGUUAUUUGUUAUUAUUUAUUACACAUAAAUGAGAUAAUUUUUGAUUAUGGUUAAAUUAUCUUGUUAUAAUCUUUUUAAGAAUGGUUGCUACUGCUUCUUAAAACCUUAAAAACCUGAAAUAGUCACCUGAAAUUUUCGGAAUUUUAAUUUUAAAAUUCAAUCUCUAAUUUUGUAAACAUUAAUAUUAUUAUUAUAAUAUUAUAUAUAAUAUAAUAAUAUAAUAUUAUAAUAUUAUUAUAUUAAUAUUAAUAUUAAUUAUUAAUGAAUAUUAAUUGUUUUCGCAUUUUUUUUUCUUUAUAUUAAAAUGACUAUUACUAGAAAACUAUUCAUCGAAUAGAAAUACUAAAUACAUUAAAUUUUUUUAGAAUAAAAUCUCUUGUUAAGUGAAUAAAUAAAGUUAUUCUUUUUUUGUGAUUAGGGGAUUACAUUAAAAAUUUAAUUUUUUUCUAAAUUGAUGUCUCAUUUGAAGACAAAUAAAUUGAAAAACAUUUAAUAUUAAUAGCUCAAGAAAAAUCCAUCGAACAUGGUGGGAUAUGGUGGUAUAUACCGGACAGGCAAUAUAACAAAAAUGUCUUUUUGUAUUUCAAGAGUAUUCAGGCUCUAAUAGACUUGAAACAAAAAUGAUUUACUCGAAUUAAAAGUGACAAUUACUAUGUUUUCACUGGAGGAUUUUUUGAAAAAUAUUUUCAGUUAUUACGCAAUUUUAUAUAAAAAAUAAUUAUUUAGAAAAUACAUUUUCGAGUACGAGUAGAUUGUCUGGGAAUUUUAUUCAAAAAUCUAUUUAAUUUAAUAAUACUGAGCCUGAGUACUAAUUGAAAUACGAAAAUAAAUAUUUGCUUUAUUACCAGAUGGUAGAGGUGAUAAAUGUUUAAUAUUAAUACAUUACAUGAAAUACAAAUUUUUUUAAAUUAAUUAUAGUCCAUCUAAAAAUAAGUCGUCACAAUCGUCCCAUCACAAAUCAAAUAGCAGCAGUAAUCACCAUAGUAGUAGUAACCGUCAUAGUAGUAGCAGUGGAAGUCACUCAAAACACAAGUCUACAGGAGGUGAGAAACGACGUCAUGAUGAUAAUUCUGAUCGCCAUUCAUCAAAAAAACACAAGUAAAAUUUAUUUUUCUUGAUCCAUUACAUCUGUUAUAUAUAUAUAUAUAUAUAUAUAUUAUUUGUUUGUUUUAGAAAAUAAAAAAAAUUAUCAUAGAACUGGAAAAUGGAGUCAUCGAAAUUAAUGAAAGAUAAUUAAGAUAUUUUCAUUUAGCAUUUUCAAUUCAUAUUUUUUUCUAAUAUAUUUUUUAUACAAUAUUAUUUAGGAUUACAACACAUUUUAGUAUUUAAAAUUUUUUAAGAAAGCAUUUAGUACUCCCGAAAUUUGUAAAUUUUAUUUAAAUUACUUAAUUAUAAAUACAAGGAAAAUAAAUAUUUCAUUAAUUUUUUUUAAAUAUAUAUAUAUAAUAUGAUAAAAUGUGUGGUUUUAUUUGAAUACUUAGUUUUAAAGUAUAAACAUUACAUAUUGUAAUAUUUCAUUAAUUUUAAUUUUACAAGUAGAAAUGACCCAGAUAAUACAAAUUUAACUAUUACUAUUUAAAAUAUUUUUCUUCUGAUCAAUUUGUAAACUUUCAAUAGCUGAAUAAGGUAGAGUAGCACUAACAGUUAUUGGAGGCAUACCAGGUAAAGAUAUCGGAGUUGUAAGUGGCAUUCCUGGAUAAACAUCUGUAACACAUUCAAAUUAAACCAUUAACUAAAAGUAUUAUUUUGUAUAUUGAUGUGAAACAAGUUACUGUAACAAUACAAUUAUUCCACAUAAAACUAUUUUUUAUUGACACCUUGCCAUUAAUUGAACAAUUUGUAAGUAUCCAGGGGCAUAUUUAGCAAAUUCUUAAAUUAGGUUAUUUAUAUUUAUUCUAGAAGUUAGAUUCUUUUAAAUGUUUAUUACAGCCAAGACAUUUAGGCGAUCACUUUUUAUUACCGAUCUAAGAUAGUUAUUAACUUUUUUAUGGUUGAAAAUAAUCCUUCCUGGGAACAAUUUGUUAAUUUUUUUUGAUCGUAUCAUGACAUUUAGGUUUCAGAUACUUGUUAGUGCUUUAUCUAUAGAAAAUUAAACAUAACUUUAGAAGUUUACAAAUUCAUUACAAGAGCUUUUAUCUAAAUUAUCUGAAUAUUUUACAAAGUUUUGCAGCAUAUGUAAAAAUUUCUGAUUCCUAUAUGCUGAUAUACUAUAUUAUAUGCUUUUUCUCAUAUAGACCAACAUGUUAGUUAUUUCUUUUACAAGAAGUAAAAGUUAAAAAAAACUAGUACUGCAUAUACUAAUGAGAUUAAGUGCGCUGAACAAAGCAUGUAAUCUAGAUAUAUUUUGACCUGGAACUGUUAUCCAAUAUAUAGUCCAAAUAUAUUCAUUAUGUUAUCAUGAGAUUGUCUUCUAAGGUUUUUCGAGGUACUCUAAGAUACUACUUUUACCUCCAUUAACUCUUUCUGAUCUUUGUACUUUGCACUUGUUUAAUCUAUUAUUGAGUAAGGUUUUGUCUUUUGGCACUCCUACCUCGCCAUGGAUCAGUUAUAUGUUGAAUGUGCCUCUGCCUGACCUUUCCAAAAUUGGUCACUUCCUA
Messenger RNA from Cinara cedri, 16497 nucleotides. NCBI's taxonomy places the organism in Eukaryota, Metazoa, Arthropoda, Insecta, Hemiptera, Aphididae. The record is from the annotation of a GenBank genome assembly.